Molecule: messenger RNA, 1930 nt
Organism: Drosophila persimilis
Lineage: Eukaryota; Metazoa; Arthropoda; Insecta; Diptera; Drosophilidae
Gene: Pgm1
Product: phosphoglucomutase
Exons: 4
Coding region: 78-1760 (560 amino acids)
Biological process (GO): carbohydrate metabolic process
Cellular component (GO): cytosol
Molecular function (GO): magnesium ion binding; phosphoglucomutase activity
Source: RefSeq, a predicted model, not a curated record
UUUCAUCGCACGCAAACGCAGGUCGGUCGUCCAGUUGGAAAUCUACCAGCAGCCGGAAAACUCCAGUGGUUAGCAGCAUGUCUCUCAGCGCGGAAACGGUCCAAACUACGCCCUACGAGGGCCAGAAGCCAGGCACCAGUGGAUUGCGCAAAAAGGUGAAGGUUUUCGUGCAGCCCAACUACACGGAAAACUUUGUCCAGGCCACUCUGUCCGCCAAUGGAGCUGCCCUCGCUGGCUCCACUCUGGUCGUGGGUGGCGAUGGGCGCUACUACUGCAAAGAAGCUGCGGAGCUGAUUGUCCGAAUCGCGGCUGCCAACGGCGUGUCCAAGUUGCUGGUUGGCCAAAACGGCAUCCUCUCCACUCCGGCGGUGUCCAGCCUGAUUCGUCACAACAAGGCCUUAGGUGGCAUUGUCUUGACUGCUUCCCACAAUCCGGGCGGCCCCGAGAACGAUUUCGGCAUCAAGUUCAACUGCGAGAACGGUGGACCAGCCCCGGACGCAUUUACCAACAGCAUCCACAAGCUGACUACCGAGAUCAAGGAGUACAAGCUGGUGCGUGGCCUGCAGAUCGACAUCGCCAAGGUGGGCGUGAGCAACUUCGACAUUGCCGGCAAGCCCUUCACCGUGAACGUCAUCGAUUCGGUGGCCGACUAUCUGCGCCUCAUGGAAGAGAUCUUUGACAUGGGCAAACUCAAGGAGUUUGUCAGCGGCAAGGUCACGGGCAAGCCUCUGAAGAUGAGGAUUGAUGCAAUGAACGGUGUCACCGGGCCCUACGUGAAGGAAAUCUUUCUGAAAAGCUUGGGUGCCAGCGAGUCCUGCGUGGUCCACACCACUCCACUGCCAGACUUUGGGGGACUGCACCCCGAUCCGAAUCUGACCUACGCCAAGGAUCUGGUUGAUACAGUCGCUCAGGGUGACUACGAUAUAGGAGCCGCCUUCGACGGUGAUGGCGAUCGCAACAUGAUCAUCGGCCACAAGGCUUUCUUCGUGACACCUAGCGACUCGCUGGCCGUGAUUGCCCAUUACCUGGAGGCCAUUCCGUACUUCCAGAAGAACGGCGUCCAGGGAUUCGCUCGCAGCAUGCCCACCGCUUCGGCUGUGGAUCUCGUGGGCAAGAAGCUCGGCAAGGAGGUCUUCGAGGUGCCCACGGGGUGGAAGUACUUUGGUAAUCUCAUGGAUGCCGGACGCCUGUGUCUGUGCGGCGAGGAGAGCUUCGGCACCGGCUCCAAUCACAUCCGCGAAAAGGAUGGCAUCUGGGCAGUCCUCGCCUGGAUCUCGGUAAUGCAGCACACGGGCAAGGGAAUCGAGGAUAUCCUUAAGCAGCACUGGUCCACCUACGGCCGCAACUAUUUUACCCGCUACGACUACGAGGAAUGCGCCUCGGAUCCCUGCAACGAGAUGAUGGACACCAUGGAAAAGACCAUCACGGCGGCAGGAUUUGUCGGCAAGAGCUUCUCCAGCGGCGGCAAAAGCUACAAGGUGAAGGAGGCGGACAACUUCAGCUAUACAGAUCCCGUGGACAAGUCGGUUGCCACCAAGCAGGGUCUGCGCAUUGUCUUCGAGGACGGCAGCCGCAUUGUGGUGCGUCUCAGUGGCACAGGCAGCUCCGGAGCCACAGUGCGCUUGUACAUUGAUUCGUAUGAGAAGGAGAAUGUCUUGGGCCAGGCUAGCGUCAUGCUGAAGCCCUUGAUUGACAUUGCCCUGGAGAUUUCUCAGCUGCCCAAAUUCACUGGCCGCAAUGCUCCCACCGUCAUCACGUAAAUGAGCCCACUCCAUGGGAGAGGGGGAAACGGAUAUUACUUACUCAUCCUGAAUCCUGAUCCUCAUCCUCAGUUCGUUGCUGUUGUUGUGCCCCACUCCUAUCUCCAUUUGCACCUCAGCGAGGCAUUUCUUUGUUAUGUUUUGAAUUUAUUAAAGUUUGUGUAGCCUAA